GGUCGGGUCGGCUGGAGCACACUCGCGCGGUGGCAGCGAGCGAGCUUGGUCGCAGCCUUUCCCGGGAGCGUAGGGAGCGGCGGCGGCGGCGGCGGCGGUGGCGGCGACAUGCGCGGCGGCACGGGAGCCGCGCUCUUGGGGCUCCUGGCCUCGGUGCUCUGGGUCACCGCGCAGAGCCAGCAGAGAGGCUUGUUCCCCGCCAUUCUCAACCUGGCCACCAAUGCCCGCAUCAGCACCAAUGCCACCUGUGGUGAGAAGGGGCCUGAGAUGUUCUGCAAGCUUGUGGAGCACGUGCCGGGCCGGCCUGUUCGACAUGCCCAGUGCCGGGUCUGUGAUGGCAACAGUACGAAUCCCAGAGAGCGCCACCCAAUAUCACACGCGAUAGACGGCACCAAUAACUGGUGGCAGAGCCCCAGUAUUCAAAACGGGAGAGAGUAUCACUGGGUCACCAUCACCCUGGACUUACGGCAGGUCUUUCAAGUUGCGUAUAUCAUCAUCAAAGCCGCCAAUGCCCCUCGACCUGGAAACUGGAUAUUGGAGCGCUCUGUGGACGGCACUGAGUUCAAACCCUGGCAGUACUAUGCAGUCAGCGACACCGAGUGUCUGACACGCUACAAGAUCACUCCGAGACGGGGGCCUCCCACCUACAGAGCGGACAACGAAGUCAUCUGCACCUCAUAUUAUUCUAAACUGGUGCCGCUCGAGCACGGAGAGAUUCACACGUCGCUCAUCAAUGGCCGACCGAGUGCUGAUGACCCCUCACCGCAGUUGCUGGAGUUCACCUCAGCACGGUACAUACGCCUUCGUCUGCAGCGCAUCAGAACUCUCAAUGCCGAUCUCAUGACUCUCAGCCACCGGGACCUCAGAGACCUUGACCCCAUUGUCACCAGGCGUUACUACUAUUCAAUCAAAGACAUUUCCGUUGGAGGGAUGUGUAUUUGCUACGGCCAUGCUAGCAGCUGCCCAUGGGAUGAAGAAACAAAGCAACUGCAGUGUCGGUGUGAGCACAACACGUGUGGGGAGAGCUGCGACAGGUGCUGCCCUGGCUACCAUCAGCAGCCCUGGAAGCCCGGAACCAUUUCGUCGGGUAACGAGUGUGAGGAAUGCAACUGUCACAAUAAAGCCAAAGACUGUUACUACGACGAGACUGUUGCAAAGGAGAAGCGAAGCCUGAACGCAGCCGGGCAGUACAGUGGGGGAGGGGUUUGUGUCAGCUGCUCGCAGAACACCACAGGCGUCAACUGUGAAACGUGUGUUGACCGAUAUUACAGACCUCACAAGGUUUCUCCUUACAAGGACCAGCCUUGCCGCCCCUGUGACUGUGACCCUGCGGGGUCUCUGAGUUCUGUCUGUAUCAAGGAUGACCUCCAUGCUGACUUAGCCAACGGGAAGUGGCCAGGUCAGUGUUCAUGUAAGGAAGGUUAUGCAGGAGACAAAUGUGACCGCUGCCAGUUUGGCUACCGGGGUUUCCCAAAUUGCGUCCCGUGUGACUGCAGCACUUCCGGCAGCGUGAAUGAUGACCCGUGCACAGAGCCGUGCCUUUGUAAGAAAAAUGUCGCGGGGAAGAACUGUGAUCGCUGCAAGCCGGGAUUCUAUAACUUGAAGGAAAGAAACCCCCAGGGCUGCUCCGAGUGCUUCUGUUUCGGCGUCUCUGAUGUCUGCGACAGCCUCACGUGGUCCGUUACUCAGGUGACCAAUAUGUCAGGGUGGCUGGUCACUGACUUGGUCAGCCCUAAUAAGAUCCGGUCUCAGCAGGACGCCCUGGGCGGGCGCCGUCAGGUCAGCAUCAACAACACAGCAGUCAUGCAGAGGCUGACGUCCACAUAUUACUGGGCAGCUCCCGAGGCCUAUCUCGGAAACAAGUUGACAGCAUUCGGCGGGUUCCUGAAAUACACAGUGUCUUACGACAUCCCGGUGGAGACGGCGGACAGUGACCUCACGUCUCAUGACGAUGUUAUCAUCAAGGGAAAUGGGCUCACAGUCAGCACACAGGCUGAGGGCCUGUCCCUGCAACCCUAUGAGGAGCAUUUCAAUGUGGUGAGACUUGUGCCCGAGAACUUCCGGGACUUUAAUACCAGAAAGGCGAUUGACCGCGACCAUCUCAUGACCGUCCUGGCCAAUGUGACACAUCUCUUGAUCAGAGCCAACUAUAAUUCUGCUAAAAUGGCUCUCUAUAGGCUGGAUUCUGUCUCUCUGGACAUAGCAAGCCCAAAUGCUAUAGACCUGGCAGUAGCUACUGAUGUGGAACACUGCGAAUGUCCCCAAGGCUACACGGGGACCUCCUGUGAGUCCUGCCUCCCCGGCUACUACCGGGUGGAUGGGAUACUCUUCGGAGGAAUCUGUCAGCCCUGCGAGUGCCACGGCCACGCGUCCGAGUGUGACAUUCACGGAAUUUGCUCUGCAUGUACACACAACACCACAGGGGACCACUGUGAGCAGUGCCUGCCUGGCUUUUACGGGACACCUUCACGUGGGACCCCAGGGGACUGCCAGCCUUGUGCCUGCCCUCUCUCCAUUGACUCCAACAAUUUCAGCCCAACCUGCCACCUGACCGAUGGACAGGAAGUGGUGUGUGACCAAUGUGCCCCCGGUUACACAGGAGCCUGGUGUGAGAGAUGUGCCGACGGUUACUAUGGAAACCCGACGGUGCCAGGGGGAGCCUGUGUGCCAUGUAACUGCAGUGGGAAUGUCGACCCCCUGGAGGCUGGCCACUGUGACUCUGUCACGGGGGAAUGCCUGAAGUGCCUGUGGAACACAGACGGCGCCCAUUGUGAGAGGUGUGCGGACGGCUUUUACGGAGAUGCUGUGAUUGCCAAAAAUUGCCGAGCCUGUAACUGCCAUGAAAAUGGCUCCCUUUCUGGCGUCUGCCAUCUGGAGACUGGGCUGUGUGACUGCAAACCUCAGGUGACAGGACAGCAGUGUGACCAGUGCCUGACUGGCUAUUAUGGGCUGGACACAGGGCUUGGCUGUGAGCCCUGUAACUGCAGACCGGAGGGCUCCACAUCAGACGAGUGCACAGAGGAAGGCCAGUGUCACUGUGUACCAGGCGUAGCUGGGAGGACUUGUGACCGGUGUGCACAUGGCUUCUACGGAUACCAGGAAGGUGGCUGCACACCUUGUGACUGCGCCCAUACCCAGAAUAACUGUGACCCUGAUUCUGGAGAGUGCCUCUGCCCGCCUCAUACUCAGGGUCUGAAGUGUGAGGAGUGUGAGGAGGCGUACUGGGGCCUGGACCCAGAGCGGGGGUGCCAGCCUUGCAACUGCAGUGUCUCGGGCUCCACAGGUGCCCAGUGUGAUGCCCUCUCUGGUCAGUGCCACUGCAAGGAAGGUUUCGCUGGGCAGAGCUGCCAGCGGUGCUCCCUGGGCUACAGAGGGUUUCCUGACUGUGUUCCCUGUGGCUGCGACCUGAGGGGUACACGGGCAGACACCUGCGACCUGGAACAGGGUCUCUGCAGCUGCACAAAGGACAAUGGCACCUGCUCUUGCAAGGAGAACGUGCUGGGGCCGCAGUGCGGCGAGUGCCGAGCCGGCACCUUUGCCUUGCGAGCUGACAACCCCCUGGGCUGCAGCCCCUGCUUCUGCUCCGGCCUGUCCCAGCUCUGCUCGGAGCUUCAGGGUUUCGUGAGGGUUCCGGUGACGUUGGCCUCCGAUCAGCCCCUGCUGCGUGUGGUCUCACAGAGCAACCUGCAGGGCACGGUGGAAGGCGUGCAUUCCCAGGCUCCGGACACCCUGCUGGACGCAGAGGCUGUCCGCCGGCACGUCCAGGCCGAGCCGUUUUACUGGCGGCUACCACGGCAGUUUGAGGGAGACCAGCUCUUGGCCUAUGGUGGGAAGCUGCAGUACAGCGUGGCCUUCUACUCUACCCACGGCACCGGCACGUCCAAUUAUGAGCCUCAGGUUCUCCUCAAAGGAGGUCAGGCCAGGAAGCAUGUCAUUUAUAUGGAUGCCCCAGCACCAGAGAAUGGAGUGAGACAGGAUUACCAAGUGGAAAUGAAAGAGGAGUUUUGGAAGUACUUCAAUUCUGUGUCCGAAAAGCAUGUUACACACUCCGAUUUCAUGUCUGUCCUUAGCAGUGUUGACUACCUCCUCAUCAAGGCAUCGUAUGGCCAAGGGCUACAGCAAAGCAGAAUUGCCAAUAUUUCCAUGGAGGUUGGCAGGAAGGCAGUAGAGCUGCCCGCUGAGGGAGAGGCCGCGUCCUUGUUAGAGCUGUGUGUCUGUCCUCCCGGCACUGCUGGAUUCUCCUGUCAGGACUGUGCUCCUGGGUACCACAGAGGGAAGCUCCCAGAAAACAGUGGCAGGGGACCCCGCCCUUUGCUGGCUCCCUGUGUGCCCUGCAGUUGCAACAACCACAGUGAUGUCUGUGACCCCGAAACUGGCCACUGUCUGAACUGCAGUGAGCACACAGCUGGAGACCACUGCGAACGGUGUGCCCCCGGCUACUACGGCAAGGUGAUUGGGCUGGCCGGAGACUGCACCCCCUGCACCUGCCCACAUCUCCCUCCUUUCAGUUUCAGCCCCACCUGUGUUUUGGAAGGUGACAGUGAUUUCCGGUGUGAUGCCUGUAUCCCUGGCUAUGAAGGACAGUACUGUGAGAGGUGCUCUGCUGGCUAUCAUGGCAACCCCCGAGCAGCAGGUGGCAGCUGCCAGAAGUGUGACUGUAACCCCCAAGGCUCUGUCCACAGUGACUGUGACCGCGCGACUGGGCAGUGCGUUUGCAAGCCAGGAGCCUCGGGGCUCCGCUGUGAGGACUGCCUGCCGAGACACAUCCUGACGGAGAGCGAGUGUGUUUCCUGUGAUGAUGAAUGUGUGGGCACCUUGCUGAACGACCUGGAUACUGUUGGCAAUGCUGUUCAGUCUCUGAAUCUCACUGGUGUUUUCCCUGCUCCAUAUGGAAUUUUGUCAAAUCUGGAAAAUACAACUAAAUAUUUGCAGAAGUAUUUAAUAAAAGAAAAUGCUAAGAAGAUUCGGGCCGAAAUCCAGCUCGAAGGUGUUGCAGAACAAACAGAAAAUCUGAAAAAGGAGCUCACUAGGGUGUUAACAAGCAGUCAGCAGGUGAACAAGGCAGUGGAGAGGACCGGCAAUGAGAGUCAAGCCCUGGCCACGUUCAUUGAGCAUCUGCACACCAAAGUCAAAGAAAUCGUGGAGAAGGUGGCAACGCUGAAUCAGACCUCGCGUGAAGAUUUCCAGCCGCCCAUUUCUGCUCUUCAGGGCAUGCAUCAGAACAUCUCCUCUCUGCUGGGACUCAUGAAGGACAGGAAUUUCACAGAGCUGCAUCAAAAUGCCACCCUCGAACUCGAGGCCGCUAAAGACUUACUGUCACGAGUUCAGAGAAAGCUCCAGAGGCCUCAGGAGAGUUUGAAGGCACUGCUGCAAGAGGCCAGCAGCCUCCUUUCAAAUCGCAGUGAUGAGCUGCAGGCUGCAGAGGAGCUCCUGAAGGAAGUGGAUGCUAAGAGCCAGGAGAGCAGCCUCCUGCUGCUCCUUGCCAAGGCCAACCUGAAAGAAUUCAGAGAGAAAAAGCUGCAUGUUCAAGGUGAGCAAAAUUUGACCUCCAGGCUCAUUGCCAAAGGGAGAGAAUGGGUAGAUGCUGCCAGGACCCACGUGGCUACUGCACAAGACAACCUAACACAGCUGGAGCAUCACCGAGAUGCGCUCCUCCUGUGGAGCACUAAACUCAGGAGCCACGUGGACAACCUGGUCAUGCAGAUGUCCAAACGGAGAGCCCGCGACCUCGUCCACACAGCCGAGCGCCACGCCUCUGAGCUGCAGGGCCUGGCAGGACUUUUGCACGGAGACCUUGAAAAUGUUCGAAACGUGUCCCUGAACGCCACCAGCGCAGCACACGUCCACGCCAACAUCCAGAUGCUGAUGGGAGAAGCAGAGAGACUGGCCACCGCCGCUCAGCAGACAGCGGCUAGGACAAGCUUGACCUCCGAGUCCCUGGUUUCUCAGGGGGAAGCAGUCCUGCAGCGCACGUCCAGAUUUCUAAAAGAAAGUGCCAAUGCCAGGAGGAGGCAGCAAGGUAUUUCAUUGAAGCUGGAUGAGUUGAAAAAUUUGAUGGGUCAGUUUCAAGAGAGUGUGGAUAACAUUACAAGGCAGACCGCCAGCUCCCUCCUCAUCCUUCGGGAAAGUCCUGGAGGUAUGAGAGAGAAGGGGAGGAAAGCCAGAGAGCUGGCCGCAGCAGCCAACGAGAGCGCGGCGAGGACCCUGGAGAAUGUCCUAGGUUGGAGCCUGAAGGUCCUCAAUACAUCCGAGGGCCUAUCCAGAGUGAACGCCACAGCUCAGGAGACGAAACACCUUCUGCACAACUCCACAGUGGCCACCCUGUUGGCUGGAAGGAAAAUGAAAGACAUGGAGAUGCAAGCCAACCUUCUAUUUGAUCGAUUGAAGCCUUUGAGAACGCUGGAAGAAAACCUGAGCAGAAACCUGUCUGAGAUCAAACUGCUGAUCAGCCGGGCCCGGAAACAAGCCGCUUCGAUCAAAGUCGCCGUGUCUGCAGACAGAGACUGUGUCCGCGCCUACCAACCUCAGAUUUCUUCUACCAACUAUAACACCUUGACGCUCAAUGUGAAGACGCAGGAGCCGGACAACCUCCUCUUCUACCUCGGCAGCAGCACCAGCUCUGAUUUUCUCGCAGUGGAGACACGGCGGGGGAAGGUGGCCUUUCUCUGGGACCUGGGCUCCGGGUCUGCAAGGUUGGAAUUCCCAGAUGUCUCCAUCAAUGACAACAGAUGGCAUAGCAUCUACAUAACAAGGUUUGGGAACAUGGGGUCGCUGAGCGUAAAGGAAGCAAGCUCAGCUGAGAGCCCACCAGUGAAGACUAGCAGAUCUCCGGGGUCGGCGAAAGUUCUGGACAUAAACAAUUCGACGCUGAUGUUUGUUGGAGGCCUCGGAGGUCAAAUAAAGAAAUCCCCCGCUGUGAAGGUCACUCAUUUUAAGGGCUGCAUGGGAGAGGCCUUCUUGAACGGCAAAUCGAUCGGCCUGUGGAAUUACAUCGAAAGAGAGGGAAAGUGCAAAGGCUGCUUUGGAAGCUCCCAGAAUGAAGACUCUUCCUUCCAUUUCGACGGAAGUGGGUAUGCGGUUGUGGAGAAGACGCUGCGGACUACCGUGACGCAGAUACUGAUACUCUUCAGCACCUUCUCCCCCAACGGGCUGCUUUUCUACCUGGCCUCAAAUGGCACCAGGGACUUCCUGUCCAUUGAGCUGGUCCGCGGCAGGGUUAAAGUGAUGGUGGACCUGGGGUCAGGACCCCUCACUCUUAUGACAGACAGGCGCUAUAACAAUGGAACCUGGUACAAAAUUGCCUUCCAGCGGAACCGGAAGCAAGGACUGCUAGCUGUCUUCGAUGCAUACGACACCAGUGACAAGGAGACCAAGCAAGGAGAAACCCCAGGAGCCUCCUCUGAUCUCAACCGGCUGGAGAAAGAUGUGAUUUACGUGGGCGGGAUACCUCACUCUACAGCUCUUAGGAAAGGGGUCAGCAGCAGAAGCUAUGUAGGCUGUAUCAAGAACCUGGAAAUAUCCAGGUCCACCUUUGAUUUGCUGAGAAAUUCCUACGGAGUGAGAAAAGGCUGUACACUGGAGCCCAUCCAGACUGCGAGUUUCCCAAGAGGUGGCUACGUGGAGGUGCCGCCCAAAUCUCUGUCGCCAGAAUCAUCCCUGCUAGCCACGUUCGCCACCGAGAACAGCAGUGGCAUCAUCCUGGCUGCCCUGGGCAAGGAUGUGGAGAAGGCCGGCUGGUCUCGGGCACAUGUGCCCUUCUUUUCCAUCAUGCUGAUUGAAGGCCGCGUCGAAGUGCACAUCAGUUCCGGCGAUGGGACCAGUCUGAGGAAGGCCAUCCUGCUCUCCCCCAUGGGCUCCUAUAGCGACGGACAAGAACAUUCCAUCUCCCUGGUUAGGAAUCGGAGAGUUAUCACCAUACAACUGGAUGAGAGCAGUCCUGUAGAAAUGAAGUUGGGGCCACUAGCAGAAGGAAGGACUAUCAACAUAUCCAACCUGUACAUAGGGGGGCUUCCUGAGGACAAGGAGACUCCAAUGAUCAAGAUGAGGUCUUCAUUCCAUGGAUGUAUUAAAAACUUGGUCUUCGACACUGAACUUUUGGACUUCACACAUGCGACUGUCUCAGAACAAGUAGAGCUGGACACUUGCUGGCUGGCAGAGGAGCCCAAGCAGAGCCUGCACGGAGAACGUGGGGAGCUCCCCCCAGAGCCCCCAACUCUACCAGAGCCUGCAGUCACAACCUCCGAACCAUGCGCAGUGGACCCGGCUCCAGGAUACGCUGCAGGCACUCACCAGUUUGGCCUGUCGCAAAACAGCCACUUAGUGUUGCCUUUGAAUCAGUCCGAUGUCCGGAGACGGCUCCAGGUUCAGCUGACCAUCCGGACAUUUGCUAGCAGUGGCCUCAUCUUCUACGUAGCUCACCAGAACCAGAUGGACUACGCCACACUGUACCUCCGUGAGGGCCACCUACACUUCAUGUUUGACCUUGGCAAGGGCCGGACCAAGGUCUCUCACCCUGCACUGCUCAGUGACGGCAAGUGGCACACGGUCAAGACAGAGUACAUUAAGAGAAAGGGCUUCAUGACUGUGGAUGGCCAAGAGUCCCCCAGUGUGGCCGUGGUGGGCAAUGCAACCACCCUGGACGUGGAGGGGAAGCUGUACCUAGGAGGCCUUCCUGUCCACUACAGGGCCAGGAACACUGGGAUGGUCACCCACAGCAUCCCUGCCUGCCUUGGGGAGGUGACAGUUAAUGGCAAGCAGCUGGAUAAAGACAGCCCAGCAUCUGCCUUUGCUGUGGGCAGGUGCUAUGCCGUGGCCCAGGAAGGAACUUUCUUUGAAGGGAGUGGAUAUGCAGCUCUUGUCAAGGAAGGCUACAAGGUUCGAUUGGAUUUGAACAUCACACUGGAGUUCCGGACUUCCUCUAAGAAUGGCGUCCUCUUGGGGAUCAGCAGUGCUAAAGUAGAUGCCAUUGGCCUAGAGAUUGUAGAUGGCAAGGUCUUAUUUCAUGUCAACAAUGGUGCUGGUAGGAUAACAGCCACAUAUGAGCCCAGAGCCCCCAGAACUCUCUGUGAUGGGGAAUGGCACACGCUCCACGCCCACAAAAGCAAGCACUGCCUCGUCCUGACCGUGGAUGGGAAUGCUGUUAGGGCUGAAAGUCCUCACACCCAUUCCACUUCCGCCGACACCAACGAUCCCAUCUAUGUGGGUGGCUAUCCUGCCAAUGUCAAACAGAACUGCCUGAGCAGCCAGACCUCAUUCCAGGGUUGCAUGCGGAAUCUCAAGCUGAGCAGGGGCCCACAGGUACAAGCCUUGGAUCUGAGCAGAGCCUUUGACCUAAGAGGGGUCUUCCCGCACUCCUGCCCUGGGCCUGAGCCCUGAGCCGCUGCCACAAUCCUCAGCUGGAACCAUUAUUGCUAAUGUAUUGAAGAGAAACAGUUUGUGAACUCUAAUGUCUUCCGUUCUGAUCUCAUUUCCAACUCAGGUUAUGUUUCCAGAGAGGAAAAAAAAUGCUGUAUUUAUGUUGAAAUAAAGCCACACAUGUACAACAGAUACCUCUAUUAAAUAGUCUAAAAUGUCAGUUGAA
Meriones unguiculatus (Mongolian gerbil) is the source of this 9580-nucleotide messenger RNA. It is a transcript of the gene Lama1, whose product is annotated as laminin subunit alpha 1. Gene Ontology annotation, molecular function: signaling receptor binding; extracellular matrix structural constituent. NCBI's taxonomy places the organism in Eukaryota, Metazoa, Chordata, Mammalia, Rodentia, Muridae. The record is from RefSeq and is a predicted model, not a curated record. Gene Ontology annotation, biological process: camera-type eye development; blood vessel morphogenesis; axon guidance. Gene Ontology annotation, cellular component: basement membrane. The transcript has 63 exons. Bases 109 to 9375 code for a protein of 3088 amino acids.